GUUUGGUUUGCUUUGUUAGAUUUUGAUAGUUUUUCUAGUCACUUUUGGGUAUGCUUGCCGGCGUCGAUUACAAAAUUAACUCCUCAAGUGGUGGACGUUUACCCCUACAGCUGAAGUGGUUUAUACAGAGUUCUUCCUGAAUUCUAUUAACGUUGAAGCAAAAUCCGCAUACCUAAAUCGUUGUUAGACGUAUCUGGGUGACGUGAUAGCAAGUCGAGAGCAAGACAGUGAAGCUGACGCUAUAAUGACGGAUAUUGACCUCCACUUGUCUUUCUUUCUCGGUGUUUGCUAUCAUGUGGAGGCAUAGGACAUACCCAGCAAUUAGGCAAAGACAAGUUGACAGGAUAAUUGAUAAGUUUAUUGAGAAACAUUAUGGUAAAAAGGCAAAAGACUUUUGAGUAUUUAUAUUCGGGCCUAUUCCCCAAAUGAAUGUUUAGUGCUCUAGGCGAAGAAUUUGUUGGCAGAUAGUGACAUCUGAAUUACCUGUUAUAGUAAGUUUACGAGUAACUCACACUAUAUAAGCUCGCUGUUUCAGGGUAUUCUCCUGCUGGCUUCCCAGAUAGGCAACUCUCGCAGUUUGUACCUAACUGAGGGCAUCUUUUGUGUGAACUGAGUGUGAGUUGAAUGUGAAUGUGCGUUAUGUGCGUUAAGAUUAUGACAUAUAGAAUGAACGUAGAAUUUUAUCACAUUACAGUGAAUGCAUAACUUAUCUUCCGUCUUGGAAUCUUGGAUAAACAGCGGAAGUAGAUAAUCAUUCAAUAAGCAUCGUCAUCUGCUUUUAUUUUGAUUAUAAUGCUAUCUAAAUAGACCAAAACUAUCAAACUUCUCUCUUACUUACGCUCAUCAUCAUGGAUCACGAACGCGAUGAGAAAUUAGUAUUUGAGAGCAGCGAGGAGGUACAGGUAGCCAGCAGCUUUGAUAAAAUGGGUUUAAAGGAAGAUUUGAUUAGAGGUAUUUACGCAUAUAACUUUGAGAAGCCAUCAGCUAUCCAGCAGAGAGCUAUCGUGCCAAUUACUAAGGGUAGAGAUGUUAUCGCUCAAUCGCAAUCUGGUACAGGUAAAACUGGAAGCUUUGCUAUAUCAGCAUUACAAACCAUCGAUACAAACAUCAGAGAUACUCAAGCUUUAGUACUGAGUCCUACACGUGAAUUAGCCACACAGAUUCAAUCAGUUGUACUUGCUUUGGGUGAUUACAUGUCAGUUCAAUGUCACGCUUGUAUUGGUGGCACCAGCGUUGGAGAAGACAUCCGCAAACUCGAUUACGGUCAACACGUCGUUUCUGGUACCCCAGGAAGAGUAUACGAUAUGAUUAGACGUCGUAACCUCCGUACGAGGAACAUCAAAAUGCUUAUCCUCGAUGAAGCUGAUGAACUUCUUAACUUGGGUUUCAAAGACCAAAUUUAUGAUAUCUACAGAUAUCUUCCACCAGCAACUCAAGUCGUUUUAUUCUCUGCCACAUUACCACACGAUGUUCUUGAAAUGACGACAAAGUUUAUGACGGAUCCAAUUAGAAUAUUAGUAAAAAGAGAUGAAAUUACUUUAGAAGGUAUCAAACAAUUCUUUGUAGCUGUUGAAAAGGAGGAAUGGAAAUUUGACACUCUUUGCGAUCUUUAUGAUACGCUAACGAUCACACAAGCUGUUAUUUUCUGUAAUACUCGCAAGAAAGUUGAUUGGUUAACUGAAAAGAUGCGUGAAGCUAACUUUACGGUCUCUUCAAUGCAUGGUGAAAUGCCACAAAAAGAACGUGAUGGUAUUAUGAACGAAUUCCGUGGUGGUAACUCAAGGGUUUUGAUUACAACUGAUGUUUGGGCUAGAGGUAUUGAUGUUCAACAAGUAUCACUCGUUAUUAAUUACGAUUUACCAAGUAAUCGUGAGAACUACAUUCAUAGAAUAGGUAGAUCAGGUAGAUUUGGUAGAAAAGGUGUAGCAAUUAAUUUCGUUACUGUUGAGGAUGUCAGAAUUCUCAGAGAUAUUGAACAGUAUUACGCUACUCAAAUUGACGAAAUGCCAUUAAACUUGACAGAAAUGGUUUGAUUAAUUUAAUUGUAAAAGAAUAGGUUUCAUUAAUUUCAUAAUUUUAAUUAUACAGAAAAGAAAGUGUACAGAAAAUUUCCCUUUUAUUACAACAGAAAUUACCAACCAUGUAAACUACCAAUUGUUUUUGAGCCAUCAUCAUAGAAAGGAUCAUUAGUAGCCAUAGUAUUAAGAUGUACCUCAUGAGGAUUUUGAUCAUCUUCAGGUGCUAUACCUAAAAGAUUUGCUGGCAUCUCAUGACUAGCAGCUACACCACCUGUCGACGAGGUUGUGUUAGUCAUAAAUUGUCCACUCCAAUUGUCAAAUGUUGGUGUAAAGCUUGGACUGUUUUGUAAAUAAGCAGUAGGAACCUCUAAAGUAGAUAAAAUAUUAUUAGGAUCCCAUGGUUGGAGAUCAAAGUUAUAAUCGAGUGAUCCAGCUCUAUGUUUUACAGGAACAGUUGUGGUCGUGCCGGGUGACUUAUCAUGACCCGAUGCAGCGUGUUUUGGAGUUGUUUGUUGUGAUUGACUACCAGGUUGCGAUGAAGCAGCAGCCUGUGAACCAGCAGCUACCGCAGCAGCGGCGGCAGCAGCAUUAUUGUUGCUAUGACUACUAAAUGAAGCAGAUCUGCUAUGACUAUGUGUCAUAUGUGAAGGCUCAUAAACGUAUUUACCUUCUAAAGCCAACAAAAUAUCCGCCCGAUGAUAUUUUCUCAGUCUCACCAUAACGUCUGCAGCUUUCUCGAGUGCCUUAUGAACAAGAUCCCACUUAUAAUUUUUUGCUGUACUUUGCAAUAUUAGAGAGUAUUUAGCUAAUAAUCCCAGCGGAGAAGACUGUGUGUUUUGGCUUAUAAAAGGAGUCAUUGCGCUUUCUUUGCUGAAGAAACACAACCUGAUUAACAUUGUGAGAAGCAAAGUGAAAUGGUUGGCAGCGUAUAUCAACCAAUAUCCUCUAAUAUCUGAUUCUGUCAACGUAGAUAAGAAAUCAACCAUCAUAUUAACCAACUCCAUUGAUUGGUUAUCUGGCGGAGGAAGCGGUUGUCCAUGGUACUGGAAUUCCAAUGCCUGCUUUCUCAAAAACAAUCUCAAGCCCAUAAUCUCCCAUUGGAAAGACAAUGUUCCUGGACUCUUUUCAAGUGGUAUCGACUCAUUAUAAAACUUCUCAGCCUCAUGUUCCAAAACAAACACAAUCUGAAGUUUUUCUUGUCUUGUUUUUUGUCUCUUAGCUCUAACAGUUACCAGUGCUUCAUGUGUUCUGACGAGAAGGUGGCAGAGAGCGCACAUACCCCUGAACGAUCUGGCAGAAGAAGAUGGUUGUGGAAGACUGUUGAGUGAUGGCAGCGGAACAUCAGUAUCAGCUGGUGAUAUAUGAGUUGGACGAUUCUCAUAAACCGCUAUAGAAGAGGAAUGUAUAACACAUCCCCACCAUAAUCUUAUUCUCAAAUCGCGUUCCCAACUAGGUAUUGACCAGUCGGUCGGGUCUAAAUGCAAACCAAGUAGCUGCGCCUGAGCAACUGUUCUUGCUAAAACUAAAUAAUUACCACGUGGGUCCAUUGAAGGUCGACCAUUAAGAUCAAGUAAGUUUGCAGCUAUAGUUGAUAACUUCGGUUUAUCGAAAUCAGGAUGGGUAGCGACGUGAAGAAUGGCCCAAGCGUUGAUUGGUAUGGACGUCUGGUCAGUUGUGAAUAUCAAUGCAGAGGAAUAAAUUGCGCCUAGAAGGUAUGGUGGUGUAGUUUGAUUACCAUCUGGCAAGACUGGAUAUGCUGGGUGAACUAUUGACAAAUAGUUCUGAAUGAGUUGGUCUCUACUACAGUCGCACUGAGCUAAAACCUGAUCAACUUGACUUAACAACGCCAAACCGGGAUCCAAAGAUGAUCUAUAAUGGGGCUUUCUUUCGAAAACCGCAAAAACUGGUCUAUUGGGGUCUAAGGACAAUUGUCUAACUAAUGAGGGACCGGGUGGUAAUAAAUUACUAAUAUCAUCCGGUGCUGAACUAACUAAAUGUGGCUCAUGUGAUUCAGGCGUGCUCAAAUCCAAAGACGCGAAUACGUUGGAUAAAGAGGACAUAUCUGAGGGUAUAUAAGGUGUAAAAUUAAUCUCGUCAAGUGAACCAGCUGGUUGGUGCGUCUGUGGUUGAGUACCCCGCUUCCUAUUCCUGACUGGACCUGCGACGGGUUGUGAAGUAGUAGGCGGACCAGGCUGUAUAUUUUGAUCCUGCUCAGUCUGUGGUGGCUUCCUUUUCCUUUUCGCAGGAGCUUCUUGGAAUGUACAAGGCUUGUUGGUUUGCUUGCAUUCGUUACAUGGCGGACCAGAUUCCGUAAUAAAGCAUCUCGUUUUAGAUCUUCUACCUGGAUAAACGUAAACGUAUGUCUUAAAUAUCUAUCAGCUUGUCUCACAUAAAUCGCAUGGUCUUUGUUUACGUGAUCUGAAUGGUCGACCACCGGGCGGAACCUGAGGCAACUGCUGAGGAGUUUGUUGACUAUAGCUAUCUAAUUGCUGGCUAUAGCUCAGAUUCAU
This is a messenger RNA of Wallemia mellicola CBS 633.66, 4528 nucleotides long. Its product is annotated as DEAD-domain-containing protein. The transcript has 7 exons. The record is from RefSeq and is a predicted model, not a curated record. Gene Ontology annotation, molecular function: RNA helicase activity; mRNA binding; ATP binding. Lineage: Eukaryota; Fungi; Basidiomycota; Wallemiomycetes; Wallemiales; Wallemiaceae. Gene Ontology annotation, cellular component: nucleolus; catalytic step 2 spliceosome. Bases 849 to 2033 code for a protein of 394 amino acids.